This is a messenger RNA of Racocetra fulgida, 517 nucleotides long. NCBI's taxonomy places the organism in Eukaryota, Fungi, Glomeromycota, Glomeromycetes, Diversisporales, Gigasporaceae. The record is from the annotation of a GenBank genome assembly.
AACAAUCUUACGUCAUUAGCAGAUGCAAUAUCUUCAAAACUUUCUUAUUACAAUGAGCUGGAAGCUAUUACUAAAUUAUUCAAUUCCCCCGGUGAAAAUAUUUGUGAGCAGCCAGAAUUUAUUCCAGUUUUGGCAAAGCUAGACGAAUGUUUAGACUAUAUGCAGAAUUCCGAGCUCUAUCUUAUGCGGUUCAGACAAUGUAUGACUCGCGGAAUAACUUUGAUAAAAAUGUAUUUUAUUAACACAAUUAAAGGUCUUGGUAUUGAAAUCAGCAAAAAGACAAAUCAGUCAACAAAUUCUACAGUGCAAACUGCCCUGUUUUAUGUGAAAUUCCGUGCAGUAGCACCAAAGCUGAAAGAAUUAGUGCAUGAGGUGGAAAAACGAUGUCCUGCACAUCGAGAUUAUAUGUACGAUUAUCUUCGUCCCCGUAUUAUUCAUGAAACGAAUAUUGAAGUUUUAUCAGAACUUUGUACAAUUCUACAAGUGCAUCUUAAUCAAGAUCCUGAAACAAUUGAAG